UUGAUGGCGUAUUCACGGUAACGCGCCACUCGACGGCAUUGGGAACCAUUACGAGGGUAUAAAAGAGCCAGUUCGGAGAGACAAUCCGCGACAGAAUUAUCUGGUGCAGUGAACGGCUAAGCCAGCUCGUACGAUACAAUGCUUGCAAAGCUCAUCUUCCUCGGCAUUGUGGCCUGCGCCAUGUCGCAGCUUAUUGACCCGGAGCCAAUCUACCCUCCGCAGCCGUACCACUUCGGCUACGAUGCGGUGAACCCCGUGGAGGGCUCGCACCACUACCACGAGGAGACCAGCGACGAGACCAACUCGCGCACGGGAUCGUACGGCUACACGGACGCGUUCGGCGUGUCCCGCCGCGUGGACUACGUCGCCGACGCCGGAGGCUUCCGUGCCAGUGUCUCCACCAACGAGCCCGGCACUGCUCCCAGCGCUCCGGCCGAUGUCUUCUACUCGAACCCUGUGCCCGCCUCGUAACUGCCCAGCAAUAAAUGAUCUUCUCACAGCUCCAGUGAAA
This is a messenger RNA of Dermacentor albipictus, 511 nucleotides long. Its product is annotated as cuticle protein 10.9-like. NCBI's taxonomy places the organism in Eukaryota, Metazoa, Arthropoda, Arachnida, Ixodida, Ixodidae. Gene Ontology annotation, molecular function: structural constituent of chitin-based larval cuticle. The record is from RefSeq and is a predicted model, not a curated record. Gene Ontology annotation, cellular component: chitin-based extracellular matrix.